Molecule: messenger RNA, 327 nt
Organism: Penicillium canescens
Lineage: Eukaryota; Fungi; Ascomycota; Eurotiomycetes; Eurotiales; Aspergillaceae
Exons: 2
Coding region: 1-327 (108 amino acids)
Source: RefSeq, a predicted model, not a curated record
AUGAAGCAGAAAGAAUAUCCUCAGAUGGCGUCUAUAUAUCCAUCUGUUGAUCUAGAACGCGGCAUACUCCGCAUCACCUAUAACCCCAAGGCCACAGAUGGUCCAUUCAGCCUCGAAAUUCCGCUUAUUUGGGAUGCCAAAAGCACGAGUGUUAUGAGUUCUCUAGUGCGCUCGAGUUGUCGAAAAAGAGUACCCAGUGCCUACGAGCCUAGCUCAUGCCUUCGUGCCUACGCCUCGCCAGUGGUCUCGGCAUUCUUUACAGAGCUCUUAGUAUCUAGAAGAAUCGGUUCCGGAGGCUUGCUACCUUGGAUUCCUCUUCGCGUGUAG